GACAUCUGCCCGGCCCUCCGCUUCUGCAUUUUCUACCCCAGUCUCUCGUUCGCUAUAGUCACUCGCUCAACACGAUCAUGAAGGUAUCCGCGCUCGCCGUGGCUCAAAUAGGCUUACUCAAUGUACUGCCUGCAGCGGCGGAGUACGUGUGGCCGGACAAGCAUGACAGGAUGGAGGACCUGCUGGUCUUACAAGCUGGCUACAUUCGUGAAGGUUUUGUCGACGGCAUCAAUCCAUGCACUCGCAACGCCGGCCCUGGACGCCAGACUGCAGCAGAAUGGAUCCGAACCGCUUUCCACGACAUGGCAACAUAUGACAAAGCUACCGGUACUGGCGGCUUAGACGCUUCCAUUCAGUUCGAGACAGACCGCGCUGAAAAUGCCGGUGAUGCUUUUAAUGGGACCUUUGGCUUCACGAACAAUUACUUCAGCAUUCGCACUUCCGCGGCAGAUCUCAUCGCUCUGUCAACAGUGCUUGCUGUGGGCUUCUGUGGCGGUCCGAAGAUUCCGCUGCGGGUUGGUCGUGUAGAUGCUACCGAGGGCGGUGUUCUGGGUGUACCAGAGCCGCAGCAGGAUUUGGAUACUCACAAGCAGAUGUUCGCGAAGGCGGGGUUCAGUACUGAGGAUAUGAUUGCUAUGGUUGCUUGUGGCCACACAAUGGGAGGCGUACACGGCAAGACAUUCCCAGAGAUUACUGAGAACAGCAGUGAGGAAAAUGUUGUGAACUUCGAUGGUACUGCCUCGACAUUUGACACCAAUGUUGCAGCAGAGUACCUCAAUGGGACCACACAGAACCCGCUCAUCGUGGCUCGCAACGAUACUCUGAACUCAGACAAGCGCAUCUUCGCAGCCGACAACAACGUCACCAUGAAAGCGCUUGCAGAUCCUCAAAAAUUCCAGUCUAUGUGCUCGGACAUCUUCGCUCGCAUGCUCGACACCGUCCCCUCCACUGUCACCCUCACGGAGCCUCUCGAACCCAUCCCGCUCAAGCCCUACAUCACCUCCUUCGCCCUCACCAACGCCACCCAUAUCACCCUCACUGGCCGAAUCCGCCUUCUCACGGCCUCGGAGAGAUACAACGACGAGCGCGUGACCCUCACCUACACCCCAAGCUUCGCCCCCGCCGCAAACACCACCGUAAACACCACCAUCGAUACCAACCCCGCCACCUACAAACUCGGCACCUCCAACGGUAUCUUCGGCGAGCUCUUCAAGUGGCACGAGUUCUCCCUCGCCCUGCCCACGUCCACUUCCAUCAAGAGCUUCACUGCAACCGUGACACGGGUGUCCACCGGCGCGCAGACAUUCUACGAUAACGCUGGCCAAGGGUAUCCUCUUGACGACACGCUGCUGUACCAGGACGCGCAGUCGUGCCGUGUCGGUAACAACGCGACGAUUGUGGCGGCGGUGCGCAAGAGCGUGGUUGAUGCGGGGACGCGCGUGGUGGCGAGCGUGGCGCGCAAGUUUGCGAAGCAGGGGACACGGGUGCCUGCGUUUCAGAUGGAGGAGUGGGAGGGCGAGGUUGGGAGUGAGAUUGGCGAAUACGUUCUGGUGACGGUGAAGGGUGUCCAGCAGCCGGAGAGCUACAGCACGCAUUUUGAUUUAGUAGCGGGUGAUAGCAGCGUGGAGUAUCUGAACACGAACGUUUUGGGUCAGAAGGAGUGUAAGGAGUUGUAGAUAUGAGAUCAAGAUGUUUUCGUGUUUGUUCAAAGACGGUUCUGUUGCCAGGACGUUGCGUGUGACUUCUUCUUUCCAGUUCUCAUCCCCCUGACUCCGCUGCGCUGUACCGGUGCAUCUAGCUCUACAGCGUAAUAAUAUGAAGCAUGUCAGGCGUUAUGCUUACUUGGUAAUCAAGGUGUUAUAUGGUCUUAGUCAUGCGCGUUGAUAGCACGGUGAGUCAAUACGCUCAAUCGGUAAUGUGCUCAGUCGACCACUGAUGCCUAGCUACUCAGGCAGCCGUGGCAAGUGACGAAGCAGAGUUUCACUACAAAAGAUGACCCCCACGAUGCAUGUCACAUGAUCUCGUCCGCACGACGCGUUCGUCAUGCUUGUUGUCU
Molecule: messenger RNA, 2056 nt
Organism: Boeremia exigua
Lineage: Eukaryota; Fungi; Ascomycota; Dothideomycetes; Pleosporales; Didymellaceae
Product: heme peroxidase
Exons: 3
Coding region: 78-1676 (532 amino acids)
Biological process (GO): hydrogen peroxide catabolic process; response to reactive oxygen species; cellular response to oxidative stress
Molecular function (GO): peroxidase activity; heme binding
Source: RefSeq, a predicted model, not a curated record